This is a messenger RNA of Daucus carota subsp. sativus, 1893 nucleotides long. RefSeq names its product abrin-b. The coding region runs from base 95 to 1753 and encodes 552 amino acids. The record is from RefSeq and is a predicted model, not a curated record. Lineage: Eukaryota; Viridiplantae; Streptophyta; Magnoliopsida; Apiales; Apiaceae. The transcript is spliced from 2 exons. Gene Ontology annotation, molecular function: rRNA N-glycosylase activity. Gene Ontology annotation, biological process: negative regulation of translation.
CUGAUUUUUCUCUUGCUUCCUUAUACUAUUGUUGACGUAAAACUAUAAUUCAUACAUAUAUAAUUGUCAUCUGUACGUGCAUGUGUGCAGGUAAAUGGCGAUUUCGAUUAUCGUAUCAAGGCUAUUGUUUUCGGCAGUUACGGCGGCAUGUCUCGCAAGUAGCAUUUGCAGUGCUCGAGAUAAGGUGCUGCUCAUGCCACCAGAAAAAAUAGAAGAAAAGUUCACAUUUUACCCGAUACUCCCAUUCGAUACGGCUCAGGCCACACUAAAAAGGUACACGAGAUUCAUUAACAAUGUGCGAGAGGAAAUUGUAAGCGGAGACACGGUCCAUGGCAUACCCAGACUCUACAAUCCCGUCAAAUUGGAAGAAUCUGAUCGGUAUCUUCAGGUGGCGCUCUUUAAUUCUGAUGAGCAGCGCAUCAGUCUGGCAAUAGAUAAAUCUGAUGUUUAUAUUGUCGGUUACCGAACUGAAUAUGAGGCUUGCUUCUUUUCGGAUACUGAUGGCGCAGACACAUCGAGCCUGUUUCCAGGCAUUACGCGUCACCAGCUUCCAUUCAAAAAUGGAUACUCGGGUAUGGAGGAAAUAGCAGGGUCCAGGAGGGAUAUUAGUUUGGGGAUGUCUGAAUUGGAUGAAUGCAUCAAGCAUUUGCACGAUCUUACGGAUAACUCCUCUUUGGCUCGGUGCAUGCUAAUUACCAUUCAAAUGGUUGCAGAGGCUGUCCGCUACAGAUAUGUAGAGAACCUCGUGGUUGAACACAUUGGCGAGACCAACGAGGGUUACCUACCAACUCCCACCAUGAUCACCUUGGAAGAAAACUGGAAAGAACUGUCCAGCAAAAUUCAAGAAUCAGUUGGCGGUGUAAUUUACCCUCCAUUGGUGUUAUCGGAUGCUUCAAACCAGGAAGUCACCAUAACCUCAAUCACUCCAACUUUAGGCCGAAAUAUUGCCGUCAUUCUUUUCGUAUGCGAUUCUUGUACCAGCAUCCCGGAGCCAACUGUGCAUAUUAUUGGCCGCAACGGUCUAUGCGCUGAUGUGCCAUUUGGAUUUUACUACGAUGGAUUACCGGUUAUCAUGAGGCCAUGUAAGUCUACCGAUAAUGCCAAUCAACUAUGGACUCUGAUGAAAGAUGCCACAAUUCGAUCCCAAGGAAAGUGCUUAACCGUAUCCGGUCUAGGAAAUUAUGCAACGAUCUAUGAUUGCAUCACCAAGUCCGAGGAUUAUGGUAACAAGUGGGAGAUAGAGGACAACGGGAAUAUCAUAAAUAAAGAGUCUAAUUUAGCUUUGAAUGCAGGCUCAGGGUACAGCUGGAGUUAUUUGAAUGUUGAACAAAAAUCAUACUCAUCAAGCCAAGGUUGGAGUUUAGGUAACAGCACAAAACCAAUAGUGACUCCUGUUAUAGGCUACAAGGGUAUGUGUAUGCAAGCAUCACGCUAUAAUGGUGUUCAAUUGAGCCGCUGCAGAGACAAAAGUGUUCAUCAACAAUGGGCCAUUUAUCCUGAUGGUACCGUGAGGCCAAGUCUGUCGACGACAAACUGCCUCGUAUCAAAAUCAUUUCCGAAUGGUAAAAUUGCGGUUCAAGAUGUGUGCGACGGAGGGAAUGCUGAACGAUGGCUAUUCAAUUAUGAUCGCAGUGUUUCUGAUGUGUCCAAUAAAUAUGUACUGGAAGUGAGAAAAGAUCAGAGGAUAGCAGUUGUGGAACGCUCUGCAGAUACACCUACCACUAGACAGAUCUUCGACAUAAAGUUUGUGUGAGCUGAUCGAACUACAAGUUCUCGUUGAGAAACGAAACACCACCUACGGAUGCAUAUAAUGAAUAAAUGAUAGUAAUUCUCACGUAAUAUUGUAAUACUAUAUUAUCGUCUUGUAAUAAAGCUCUUUAUCGUUAUCGUUUU